This is a messenger RNA of Prunus dulcis (almond), 1463 nucleotides long. RefSeq names its product probable glycosyltransferase At5g20260. The record is from RefSeq and is a predicted model, not a curated record. The transcript has 4 exons. NCBI's taxonomy places the organism in Eukaryota, Viridiplantae, Streptophyta, Magnoliopsida, Rosales, Rosaceae. Gene Ontology annotation, molecular function: glycosyltransferase activity. Bases 84 to 1253 code for a protein of 389 amino acids.
CAACGUUGUUAUCGCCGUCAUAUUCAUUGACGGAGAAUGACACAAGUAGUCUCAUUGAAGGGGAAGAAAAGCCUAAAAAAAAAAUGAGUAAUUUGGAGAGAAUUGAAGCAGAUUUGGCUAGAGCACGAGAUGCGAUUCGUAAAGCAGUUCAGGCAAAGAAUCAUUCCAAGGGAAAUGAUGAUGAAGGGUUCAUUCCAACAGGAUCCAUCUACAGAAAUGCACAUUCUUUUCAUCAGAGCCACGUAGAGAUGGAGAAAAGAUUGAAGGUGUGGAUUUACAGGGAAGGAGAGCCUCCCUUGGUCCACGACGGGCCGUUGAACAACAUCUACGGCAUCGAAGGGCAGUUCAUCGACGAGAUGGAGAGCGGCAAGAGCCGCUUCAUGGCUCGUCAUCCUGAUGAGGCCAACCUGUUCCUCAUCCCUAUCAGUGUGGUCAACAUCGUCAACACUCUUUACAAUCCUCUUGUCACUUACUCCCGUGAUCAGCUACAAAGGGUGGUUUUGGAUUAUAUUGGCAUUAUAUCUGAAAGAUACCCUUACUGGAAUAGAAGCCAAGGUGCUGACCAUUUCUUAGUUUCUUGCCAUGAUUGGGCACCGGACAUUUCAGAAGCGAACCCUAAGCUCUACGACAAGUUCAUAAGAGUUUUAUGCAAUGCCAAUACCUCGGAAGGGUUUAAGCCCCAAAGAGAUGUCUCAAUUCCAGAAAUCAACAUACCCUAUGGAAAACUUGGUCCAACCCCACAGCGUGCAAGCCCUGAUAAGCGCUCCAUCCUCGCCUUCUUCGCUGGCGGUGCUCACGGUAACAUAAGGCAUAUCUUGCUCGAGCAUUGGAAAGACAAAGACAACGAAGUGCAAGUGCAUGAGUACCUUGACAAGAAGAAAAAUUACUUCAAGUUAAUGGGGAAGAGCAAGUUUUGCUUGUGCCCAAGUGGGUAUGAAGUGGCAAGUCCAAGGGUGGUCACAGCAAUUUCUGUGGGGUGUGUCCCUGUCCUCAUUUCUGACUACUAUGCAUUGCCCUUUAGUGAUGUUCUUGAUUGGACCAAAUUUUCCGUGUACAUUCCAUCAGAAAAAAUACCAGAAAUCAAGACAAUUUUGAAAGGAAUUUCCCCAAAAAGGUAUUUGAAACUGCAAAAGAGGGUGACAGAGGUGCACAGGCAUUUCAUGAUUCAUCGACCAGCUCAACCUUAUGAUAUGAUCCACAUGUUGCUUCACUCGGUUUGGCUGAGAAGGCUUGAUGUUUUGCUGCCAUCUUGAUUUCUCAUGUCCAUUGCUUGGAUCACAUCGGACCAGACACUAGUGUACUAUAUAUUCUUCCCAUUGUCAUAGCAAUAGGGUUUACAUAUGAUUCUUUUUUAGGUGUGUUUCUUCAAUUACCUAUUAUGAACUUGAAAUGAGUGGGCGCCUGUCACAUACACAUUGAAUUGAACCAAAAGGAAAAAGAAGAAGAAGAAGAAUGCAAUUAUA